AUGUCUACCAUCACUGCUGACUUUACCGUGCUGUUGAACGUUCUGAAGCUUGACGUAUCAGGUACUAACUGCCUCAUCUUCCAUUACUGCUUCGAAAUCGCUGUCGAAUCCAAAGGUGUUUGGGGCCAUUUCGAUGGUUCUGAACCUUCUCCUCCUGGCCCUCAACAAGGUGACAAUGCUGCUGCUGCUGCUGCUGCCACAGCUGAAGUUGUUGAGUGGAAAAAGAAGGAGAAGGAGGCUCGUCAUUACCUUGUCCAGAAGCUGGAGGACUCAACCUUGACUGAGCUUUUGUGUCAUGCCACUGUUGAACGUUGA
This is a messenger RNA of Desarmillaria tabescens, 315 nucleotides long. RefSeq lists its product as uncharacterized. The transcript has a single exon. NCBI's taxonomy places the organism in Eukaryota, Fungi, Basidiomycota, Agaricomycetes, Agaricales, Physalacriaceae. The record is from RefSeq and is a predicted model, not a curated record. Bases 1 to 315 code for a protein of 104 amino acids.